AUGACACAAGUUAGCUCAUCAGUUCAGCAGAAAAACCUGAUUAUUAAGCUAAGGAAAAAUAUUAAAGAGAAACUUAUGGCAUUAAAGUUAAACAAAUCAGAAAAUGAUCGCGAAUUUAAAGAAACAUAUGCUCCGUUGAUUAAUCCGUUAAAUACGUUUGUGCAAAAUGUAAACAACAAGAAAAGCACCAGCAGCAAGAACAACCUACAAACUAAACAAGAACAUCUUAAUAAUUAUAAAAUUAAAUCCAAUAAAAUUAAAUAUGAGAAAGACGAUACCGACGCUCAAAUAGAAUCUGAAAAUGAUGAAUUUGAGGAAACAUUCGAAACUUUCAAUCAAACUUCAGAUGAGGUGCAAUUAAAUAAAUUACAAACGCAUGUACUGAACACGCAGAAUCCAAAGAACAAUAAAACAUAUGAUCAUGUUUUUGGUAGAAGCUAUAAUCCCAAUACCAAACAACUUAUGCUUGGAGCAGAAGGAGUAAUUGAAAUACAAGAUAAUGAUAUCAUUUUAAAUGGAACACGUUUUAAUGGAACAUCAGGAUUGUAUAAUUUGCUAUUUUUAAAAGAUCCAAAGCAAUUCACUAAACAAGAUAACAAUCAAUAUGUUUCAAUGUUAAAACUGAGCAAAGCCAUAUAUUUAAAUAACAAUCCUUCUAUGCGUAUAAAAGGUAAUACAUCUAAAAAGUAUAUGGAAACUAUUAGACCCUAUUUUAUAGAAAAAGAGGGUAAAGGUAUGAAGUUUCUAAAGGUUGACAAUAAACCAUACAGAGCAAUAUAUUGGGAUGAAAAAAAGCAUUUGAAACAUGGCAAAAGCAUUCAAAUUAUACGUUUAGAUAUGAAUCUAGAGGGAGAUUUGCAGAUAUUCUGUUUUCCGGAUUUGGACGGAGAAGGUCAGGUGCUUGCUCAUGCAUUUUAUCCUGAAAAACAGUAUAACAUUGUCGAAAUUCAUAUGGAUCGGGAUGAAAAAUGGAACUAUUUAGCAACCGGUAAUUUUUAUCAAACAUUGCUUCAUGAAAUUGGUCACACGCUUGGAAUAUCUCAUUCAUCAGUAAAAGGAUCUGUUAUGUAUGCAUUUUUUGAGGGGCGAAAUUCUACUGACUUGGCUGCAGAUGAUAUUGCUGCAAUACAAGAGCGAUACAUUUACCCCAAACUACCAUCACCUUCUACACCAACAACAACAACAACACAACAACUACAGUUAGCCCACAAGAAGAAAGUACUAGUCAUACAGAAAUACUAA
Dalotia coriaria is the source of this 1242-nucleotide messenger RNA. RefSeq names its product neutrophil collagenase-like. Gene Ontology annotation, cellular component: extracellular matrix. The transcript is spliced from 3 exons. Gene Ontology annotation, biological process: proteolysis. Gene Ontology annotation, molecular function: zinc ion binding; metalloendopeptidase activity. The record is from RefSeq and is a predicted model, not a curated record. Bases 1 to 1242 code for a protein of 413 amino acids. Lineage: Eukaryota; Metazoa; Arthropoda; Insecta; Coleoptera; Staphylinidae.